AUGGUCAAGGCUGCAGCAAAAAAUCAGAGCAGUGGAAAAGAUAUUUUGGCAUUCAUCCUGGAUCAACAAGGCAAACAGAUCUGGAUCACUGAAAAUGCAGUAUCCACUAUGAUCAGGGUCUUCGACGAAACCAUGAUUACAGUUCUGCUAGCUCGGCGAGGAAACCAGACCCAGGUUUUCCAAGAGGCGAUCAAGGCUGUAGCAAAGGAUUAUAAGAAGCAAAGAGUAUUUAUCAUUGAUAUCCUUAACCGACUUGAACACCAAACACACACUCUCACCAGGCAAAUCCUAUCAGUGAUCAGAACGUUUCACCUCGCAUUAGUGACAAAACUGCUACGGGAAAAAGGUGACAAAUUUCAAAUUACUGAGGCGUUUCUAAAAGCUGCAAUAGAAAACCGGAAUAGUGGGAAAGGAAUUACAAAAUUCCUCCUUAGUCAACAGAGGAACCAAUUUCAGAUCACGGAAGAGUUACUCAGCACUGCAGCACAAAACGAAAGAGAUGGAAACGAUAUUAUUGCACUCCUACUACAUUAUCAGGGAGAUACUAUCCAUGUCACAGAAGGAGUGCUCAAGGCUGCCUCAGAGAAUACUGGAAACGGACUCGAAAUUAUAAAACUUCUGCUAGGCCAUCAGGGAGACCAUGCCCAGAUUACAAAGGACGUACUCAAAGCUGCAGCAGGGAACACAAGAAAUGGGAUGGAGAUCAUCAAAUUUCUGCUCGACCAACAGGGGGAUGCCGCUCAGGUUACAGAGGACGUACUCGAGGCUGCAGCAGGAAACACUGGAAAUGGAACAGAAAUUAUUACAUUUCUGCUUGACCGACAGCGACAGACCAAGAUUCCAGAAGAUGUGCUCAAGGCUGCAGCAGAAAACGAGUUAAGCGGAAAACCCAUCAUAGAGUUAUUCCUCAGAGGACAAGGAGAUGUGAUGAUAACAGAGAGGAUCAUUACAGCUGCCGCAGGAAAUAGACGGAACGGAAAGGAGGUACUGGAAUUACUAUUUGAGAAGCAAGGAGAGCAGAUAAAGGUCACUGAGGCGGUGAUCAAAGCCGCAGCAGGAAAUGAGGAUAGUGGAGUUGACAUUCUUGCUUUUUUGUUCGACCACUGUGAAGAUGACAUUAAGAUCGCGGAUGGUGUUGUGCUCUCGGCUGCUGGUUCUGGGAACGAAAAUGUCCUUGCUCUUCUAUCCAGCAAGAUAGGGCACGCGAUUGAUCCUGAAAUGCUAUCCAUCGCUCGACUCUAUAAUGCUGCAAAAUCAGGCGAGGCGGUCAUUGUGGAGCAGCUACUCAUUCAAGGAACGCCACCAGAUACGCGAAACAUGCGAGGUGUUACACCUCUCGGGAUUGCUGCUUCAAAUGGACACCAGGAAGUUGUCAGAGUCCUUCUUCAGACACAUCAAGUUGAUGUCAAUAUUCCAAGCAUAGCUGGGAGACCACCAAUAUUCUGCGCAGCAGCUAAUGGUCAUACUGGGGUAGUUCGCCUGCUAUUACAGGCGGACGCCAACCCUAGAGUGACUGAUACUAAGGGGGACUCCCCUUAUAAUAUGGCUCGGAAGCGUGGCCACUGGGACACCGCAGAGCUUCUGGAAGAGCAUUUAGAUACUGAUGUUCCUCAGGGCUAA
Molecule: messenger RNA, 1620 nt
Organism: Aspergillus udagawae
Lineage: Eukaryota; Fungi; Ascomycota; Eurotiomycetes; Eurotiales; Aspergillaceae
Product: ankyrin repeat domain-containing protein
Exons: 1
Coding region: 1-1620 (539 amino acids)
Molecular function (GO): protein binding
Source: RefSeq, a predicted model, not a curated record